AUGACCUCAAUGAGAAACCAGUGGUACAACAACGCUGACCUUUUGAACUUGGAGAGUACCGAGGCGGCAGAUGUGGACUUCACCGGAAAUCUAAACACAGUCCUUGAUCCUGGCUUUGAGGCCAAGAAUUACGACAAUCUUAAUAGUACUCUCGCGGAUACUGACCUGGGAAAACAUUUCUCUAGCAAUUAUGAAGACAUUGACGAAUUUCUCACUCAGGAACUGAAAGAUUUGGAUAUUCCUAUGAUACCCCAGAACUUUACGUCACAAACUGAGAUUGGAUACCAUGCUGGGUACGACGCGGUCUGGAACCGCGAAAAUGAACGUGCCGCUGACACUCCCAGAAAAUCACACAAGCGUGGCCCCAGCGGAACUGCGAUUUUUGGGUUUGCAAACCAUAAUAAACAGCUAAGUCUUUCAAAAAUCGGAAGUGAGGACUUCGUCCCUGAUGGGAGUUGCUACGCAGAUCAAUCCUCUAGCGACGACCCUCGCCAGCUCGAAAAGGAUUAUAACUCGCAUGGGAGCAGCUUAAAUACAUUGAUUUUGAAACAGCAGGAAGAAUUGAGGUUAGCAUUGGAAAGACAACAGCAUAUGAAUUCGCAGCUAGAAAAACAGUUGAGAUCCAGUCAGCAGCAACAGCAGCAGCUCCAAAUGGCUCUCGAGGAGCAAGCUAUUGCAGCUAAACAUAUAUCUUUGAGCAGGUCCCCAAUGAAAACUCCAUCAUCAAGAACAUCGCAGCCAGACGAGAAGAAUAUUAUUGUCACUAGCAACAGUAAGAAUGGUGUUUACAAAUUUCCGCCACCUCCAGAGAUUCGCGAUCAAAAUGGAGUAAUUUCGCCCGUUUCAGGAACCUCCGUCAACGGCUCUCCCUGCCGCAAGAGUCAGCAAAAUUCAAAAAGUCGUUUGCUGCACUUAAAUGGCCAUACUAGCUAUAGCGACAGCGGUGACGACUACUCCAGUCCAGAGAAUAUCUUUGGAUUAGUCAAUAAUAAGCCUCAGAUCUCCACGGACACCGUCGAAAGGAUGAGCAAGUACUUUGAGAAGAUGAACGGUCAGCGCAUUAAUGGACAAGAUCGUACCAACGCCAAAAAUCCGAUAACGCCACAACAACAGAUAGUGAUUGGCCCAGGAAUUUCUGCGUCAUCAUCGCCGCGUGCCGUUGGUCGCCAUGCGGCCAAGGAAUCAAUUGCGUCGAGCGCCUCGACAAUACCACAGCUUCACGAGGAAGACGAUCGCAAUAAUAUAGGACAGGGUCCACAUGGAGCAGUUGGCUUGGGAAUUCAAAUGAAUCCAAAAUCUCAGUCCAAAUUUUCCCUCAAUAAACCCCCGCCUUUGGAUCUUUUGCCUACUAUACCAGGUUCUUCUGACAACACACCAAUGAACAAGAUGUUUUCCACCGGAAUGGAUCGAAGUGCCUUCCCGCAGAAGCAUGUUUUCCAGCAUACCCCAGUUAAAAAUUCAGUGAACCCCUCCGCAAUGGGUCAAUCUCAGCGUAGAUCGCCUCCCUCUAGACCCAUUUUCAAAUCGUUGAAAGAAGAUUUGAAGCCACCUACUGACGAACUUGACCAAUACGAGGGCGAUGACUACGAAGAUGAAGAGCCUGAAAGCGAAUUUAAUGUCGCUCAAUCUCUCUCGCCAAUAUUAAAGUCCCAAGGAAGGUUCGAAGGAUCAAGCCCAUGCAUAAGUCAUGCUAAUUCUGAUGAAAACAAGUAUCCUUAUAAUCUUGCUGAUCAUGACCAGGUAGAGCGAGAGCAUGAUCUACAACAUCUAAAUCUAUCGAAAAUUACAAAGAAACCAACAACACUGCCACCGGGAGAAAUUGACCGCUAUGUGCUAGAGUUAUCAGAUAAGACAUUCAAAUGUCUUUUCCCCAACUGUGGCAAGACAUUUAGGCGUCGCUAUAAUAUCCGCUCGCACAUACAAACGCAUUUAGAAGACAGGCCCUAUAUCUGCGAUUACGAAGGAUGCAAUAAAGCAUUUGUACGAAAUCAUGACUUGAUAAGGCAUAAAAAGAUACAUGCAGAGAAAUCCUUCAUAUGUCCUUGUGGUAAAAAGUUUGUCAGGGAAGAUGCCCUCAUUGUUCACCGCAGUAGAAUGAUAUGCGAAGGUGGGAAGAAGUUCAACAAUGUAGUAAUAAAGAAAUCACCUAGAAGGCGAGGACGGCCCAGAAAAGACGGUACUUUUAGCGGUGCCAGUAGCCCGGUAAAAGAAUCCAUAGCUCAUGGAGAUGGUUUAGUUGCCAUGCAAAUGGAGGAACAGCUUCGAAAGGAACUAAUAAAGAAUGGCUUACUGGCCACAUCCUACUCCGUUGACAACUUCAAUAGGGCUUCUGAUGAGGUAUAUACAGGUAGAUAA
Molecule: messenger RNA, 2355 nt
Organism: Lachancea dasiensis
Lineage: Eukaryota; Fungi; Ascomycota; Saccharomycetes; Saccharomycetales; Saccharomycetaceae
Source: the annotation of a GenBank genome assembly